This is a messenger RNA of Chelonoidis abingdonii (Abingdon island giant tortoise), 561 nucleotides long. The record is from RefSeq and is a predicted model, not a curated record. Lineage: Eukaryota; Metazoa; Chordata; Testudines; Testudinidae.
AUGCUCUGGAUUGGACAGAGGAUCCAGCCAGUCCAUACCAGAAGAUCUAGCCCGGAGAUCCUGGACUCCCGUGGGAACCCCACGGUCGAGGUUGUUUCCGGGCCGCGCGUCCCCAGUGGUGCCUCCACUGGUAUCUAUGAGGCUCUGGAGCUGCGGGACGGUGACAAGUCCCGAUACCUUGGCAAAGGGGUGCUGAAGGCUGUUGAGCACAUCAACAAAAUCAUUGGGCCUGCCCUCCUGGAGAAGAAACUCAGUGUCGUGGAGCAGGAGAAAAUCGACAAACUCAUGAUCGAUCUGGACGGGACAGAGAACAAAUCCAAGUUUGGGGCCAACGCCAUCUUGGGGGUGUCUUUGGCGGUGUGCAAGGCCGGGGCUGCGGAAAAGGGGGUGCCCCUCUACCGCCACAUCGCCGACCUGGCCGGCAACGCAGAGCUUAUCCUGCCCGUUCCGGUGAGAGCCCCCCCGGACACCAGGGUUCCCCUGGGAGGGGAGAUCGAGGAGGCCCUGGGUGACAAAGCUCAGUUCGCUGGGCGCAAGUUCAGGAACCCCCUGGCCAAGUGA